GUCGUGCCAUCGGGAAAAGACAAUAUCUGAGGGCGCGCGCGAGAGAGAGAGACGCACCAGAGACCCUCCGGGUGGGCGACACCUCCAGAGACCCAACAACACGAAGGAAACGUGGAAUAAGGAAAUCGGAUCGGCUAAAAAACAAGGAUCAGAUGGUUUCCUCAUGCCGGGAAGUGACGGCUCUUCGACCCUGAGUGCGUGACGCGCCGCUCUCCCUCUGAUGAGGGUGUAGAAUGGAAACGAGCCUCUACCCAGGCACCGCGCUCAACACCCCGAGGCUCCCCGGCUUCUACCCCCACAGCACGAUGAUGAAGAAGGACAUCAAUCUGAACCUGGAAGAGCAGAACUCCGAGCUGAAAGCGAACCCGCUCCGGGACACGGACGGACUCCUCAACUCCCCGGACCUGGGUCUCCUGAAGCUGACCUCCCCGGACCUGGAGCGCCUCAUCAUCCAGUCCAACGGGCUGGUCUCCUCCGGCAACCCCGCCUCCCAGUUCCUCUACCCCAAGUCGGCCAGCGACGAGCAGGAGUUCGCGGAGGGCUUCGUGAAGGCGCUGGAGGACCUCCACAAGCAGAACCAGCUGAGCGAGGCCGGCUGCGUCUCCGUGGACCGGCUGGAGCUGCUCGGAUCGGCCGCGGCGGCGGGCGGCGGCGGCGGCCCGGCGGGGCUCCAGGCGUCAGACCUCCCGGUCUACACCACCCUGAACGGCUACGCGGCCAGUCCGCUGGGCGCCACCACCAUCAACUACUCCACGGACACCAUCCCCUUCCCGCCGCCCCCGGCGGCUCAUCUGAGCGGCGCGCAGCAGCAGCAGGCGGCGGCGGCGGCGGCCGCGCUGUCACGACUCCAGACGGUCGGCGCGGUGAAAGACGAGCCGCAGACCGUGCCGGACAUGCAGAGCUUCGGGGAGAGCCCCCCUCUGUCCCCCAUCGACAUGGACAACCAGGAGCGCAUCAAGGCGGAGAGGAAGAAGCUGCGGAACCGGAUAGCCGCGUCCAAGUGCCGCAAGAGGAAGCUGGAGCGCAUCUCCCGGCUGGAGGACAAGGUGAAGACGCUGAAGACGCAGAACACCGAGCUGGCCUCCACGGCCAGCGUCCUCCGGGAGCAAGUGGCCCAGCUCAAGCAGAAGGUCAUGAACCAUGUGAGCAGCGGAUGCCAGCUGCUGCCGAACCAGGUCCAGGCGUACUGAGGCGCUCGGUGCGCUCUGAGGGACAUCUGCCUUUCUGUAACCAAAAAAAUGAAAAAAAAAAAAUGGAAGGACUUCAUGCAUCCUGCACUAACAGACAUUUUGAUUGCGCUGCAGGAACAAACAGGCCCUGGAC
Molecule: messenger RNA, 1323 nt
Organism: Salarias fasciatus (jewelled blenny)
Lineage: Eukaryota; Metazoa; Chordata; Actinopteri; Blenniiformes; Blenniidae
Product: transcription factor jun-D-like
Exons: 1
Coding region: 234-1190 (318 amino acids)
Biological process (GO): regulation of cell population proliferation; regulation of transcription by RNA polymerase II; regulation of cell cycle
Cellular component (GO): transcription regulator complex
Molecular function (GO): transcription factor binding; DNA-binding transcription factor activity, RNA polymerase II-specific; RNA polymerase II cis-regulatory region sequence-specific DNA binding
Source: RefSeq, a predicted model, not a curated record